Molecule: messenger RNA, 964 nt
Organism: Ornithodoros turicata
Lineage: Eukaryota; Metazoa; Arthropoda; Arachnida; Ixodida; Argasidae
Exons: 6
Coding region: 127-963 (278 amino acids)
Source: RefSeq, a predicted model, not a curated record
ACGGCACUUCUGGCCUCGAAGCGCCUGUUCAGCAUCUAAUCUACUUCGCGUUACCGCGUCCUUUUCCUGUGAUACUUUGCACAGAAUUUACUGUUUCCGCACACGCGACGUCACCUAACAGUCGAUAUGAGCCACGUUUUGGUUAAGUGGACAUCUCAAGAGGCGUGGGACGUUUACCCUGUCACGUGCCUGAUGGACAAGAAAGUUGCUGCAACCACUGCCAAGAAACCAUCAUUGGUUGGUAGCUUCACAGGAGAAGUGUUCCACAUCAAAUGGGACUCUUCCAAGGAACCGGCACCAGCUUAUCUAGUAGCCGCUGGUGAACACAAGAAGAUGAAAAAGUUACGGACGGAGAUGGCCGAACAAGCUUUGGCAGGAGGACACGAGCCAGUGACAGCGUCGUCGUCAGAGCAGCAUUCAUCGGAACACAGUGAAAGAUGCUGCACACACAAAUCAGAGGUCAAGCGGCUCCGCAAGGAAGUUAAAGACUUGGAAGAACGGCUAUGUGAAUCUGAAAACAGACAUGAAGCCGCAAAGAUGGUGAGGCGCUUGGGGAAAAUAAUGUCCAAAGUUCAAUGCAAUCAACCACAAGCUGUAGAGCAAAUUCAAGAGGACAUUGGAAAUGGAAUUUUGUUGAACACGGCCACACUGGACAGGCUUCACAACACCUUCCAGGGGAAGCCGUCCAGGUUUGAGCGCAACUUACUAAGGCUGCUCUUCACCACCGAGGAACUCAGGGAUCAUUCAUUGUACGGCAUACAGUCAAAUGUACAAAAAAGGGGGACUGGAUCGGACAAGGCUGGACGCUGUUCUCGAUUAUACCUCAAGCAGGUUUGGGACCUCGUCGACCCCUCUGAAAAAAAGCUUAGCAGCAAUGCUUCUCACUCUAAAAAAAACGUGAAGACCAGCUCAGGAGCCAUUUUUAUUUUCGUAGAAGCAGGUCGCUUUAAACGGCAAUUUUAGU